AUUUUCCUUAAUCAAGAUUCAAAACCCCCCACGCCUCUCUCUCUCUCUCUCUCUCAGAGCGUCAUGGUGAAAUUAUCUUUUCGUAUUCGUCGUUCUCUGAGGGAUUGAAUCGCAUACUCCAGCUCGGUCAUGCUUGAAAAGCUCAGGUGCAGUUAUGCUUGAAUUAUUGAAGGACUCAGCUUCUGUAACGAUUUUGUCGAGUUGGUUUUCUUGCCAACAUCACCAACAUGACCGGACUGUCUACUUGCGUAGAAUUAGCUGUCAGCAAUUUCGUUGUAGCGUGUAUAUUAAUUCUGUUAUAAAGUCGAAUAGGUGGUGUGCGAUAAUGCCUGACCUUCGCAUAACCUCCAUGCGGCAACCAGGGACGCGACAAAAUUGUUUAUUAAGACCCGUUUGGAUUGAAAAAUCUCGCAUCGAUAUGAACAUGGUUGCGACUGUUGAUGCUGGUCCGGUUUGUGAAGAAGGGGAAGGAAAGGAACUGAUUAGAGGAGGAGAUGAAGGGUUUGAAGCAUCUAUUUUUGAGCAGACUUUGCCUCCUUGGGGAGAUGUAGCGAUUCAGAAGGAUCGAGAUAUUGAACCUAGAUGCGUUGGCCCGCCUGAGUCAAAUUCUACUGCGACGACUACUUUGAACGAAACGAGGGUACAUUUCUUGGAGGAAACGGAUGAAGAGCAGUUAUCAAAGCGACUUUUAGUACUUAGCAGAACCAAUAAAGUUCGAAGUGCAUUUGAAUUGUUCAGGUCGAUGGACUUUUUGGGUCUUUCUCCUAAUUUUCAUGCAUGUAAUUCUCUUUUAUCUUGCCUUUUGAGGAAUGGGCUGCUUGAAGAUGGGUUGAGACUCUUUGAGUUUAUGAAGACAAAGCAGAUAACUACGAGGCACACUUACAGUAUAGUACUGAAAGCUGUUGCCAAUUCUCGAGGUUGCGAUGCAGCCCUUGAAAUGUUUAUGGAAUUGCGAGGGGAAUGUGAAGUGAGGAAGGAUUUUGAUGCUAUAGUCUAUAACACCAUGAUAACAGUCUGUUGUAAAGUUAACAAUUGGGUUGAAGCUGAGAGGAUAUGGAAUUGUAUGAAGGCAAAUGGCUGUUGUGCAACUCGAGUUACUUACUGCCUCUUAGUCAGCAAUUUUGUUCGCUGCGGCCAAACCGAACUGGCUAUCGAUGCUUACAGCCAGAUGGUUCGAAAUGGAUUCAAGCCAGGGACUGAUACAAUGCAAGCUAUAAUUAGUGUGUGCACGAAGGAGGGAAACUGGAGUUUGGCACUUAGCGUCUUUCAAGAUAUUUUGAAGGGUGGGCUUAAGCCAAACCCGAUUGCAUGCAAUGCAUUGAUUAACUGCCUUGGCAAAGCCGGGGAGCUCAAACUAGCAUUUAAGGUUUAUGACAUCAUGAGGUCAUUGGGCCAUUCACCAGAUUCAUACACAUGGAAAGCUUUACUUGGUGCUCUUUACAAGGAAGAUCGACACAAUGAUGUUCUUUGGCUCUUUGAAAUCAUUAAGAGAUAUCAGGGCUCCCUGUUGAGUUUGCAUUUGUUCAACACUGCUUUGAUGUCUUGUUCGAAGCUCGGGUCAUGGGAUAGAGCUCUGCAGCUUUUGUGGCAAAUGGAAGCCUCUGGACUCUUAGUUCCAACUGAAUCAUAUAAUCUGGUCAUUAGUGCUUGUGAGAUUGCAAGGAAGCCGAAAGUUGCAUUGCAAGUGUACCAGCACAUGGUUUACCAAAAGCGCAAUCCUGACACAUUUACUCAUCUGUCGCUAUUAAGAGGUUGCAUUUGGGGAUCUUUAUGGGAUGAAGUUGAGGAAAUCCUAAAUCGGGCUACCCCAAAUGUCUCUCUUUACAAUGCUGUCAUUCAAGGAAUGUGCUUAAGAGGCAAGACUGAAUCUGCAAAGAAGCUCUACAUGAAAAUGCGUGAGAACGGUCUUCAACCCGAUGGAAAAACACGUGCUUUGAUGCUUCAAAACUUGCCAAGUGAUUCAGCUUCACGAAGAAACAGGAGGUUAUUUCGUUACGGUCAACAUGGACAGAAGAUUAAAAGGAGAAAAGGAAAGAGAUAAUCAGUAAUUAAGCUCGUCCGGAUUGAUUAGCUGAAUCAUGAAUCAGUUGAAGGUAUGUAUGACAAGCAAAGCCUAUGUUGUACGGAGCAAAGUCAUGUACACAACUGUUACCUGUUCCGUCGAUACUUUGUUUCUUCGGACAUGGGUUUUCAGUGCAUAGAAGGAACAUGUUGCAAAUAUCCCAUAUUGAUGUAAUACAAAAGAUUAUUAUUUCGUUAUUCUUUAAAGGAUUUUCAUAAGACAAUUCGUCAAUUAGAUUGCGCAGUUCAGUUCAAGUAUUCGAAUGUGAUAUGCAGAAUGAUAUUUCACAAAAUUCAAAAAUAGGCAUCACAAGUUUCAGAUAACAGAUAUGAAGCAGAAAAUGAGACAGCAAACAUGAUUAAUUAUGUUACGAGGUGGGAGGGUGUUGCCAGAUGGAUUGCACUUUGGAUUCGAGCAAAGACCCAUACUGAUCAAGCAUCCAGACGACAAUUUCAAACUCCGUCACUUGCCGCACUAUGGCAUCGAUCUACAGGACGUACUCGUCGAAUCAAAUGCUCUCGGACUUCAACUGCUCCACAAAUACUCUCUCAGCCCAGACGCCACAGCUUCUGUACUCAACUCUCAGAUCCUUCUCCUCCAACAGUUCCUGGUAAUUUAUUCGUCCCCU
Molecule: messenger RNA, 2690 nt
Organism: Juglans microcarpa x Juglans regia
Lineage: Eukaryota; Viridiplantae; Streptophyta; Magnoliopsida; Fagales; Juglandaceae
Product: pentatricopeptide repeat-containing protein At3g29290
Exons: 3
Coding region: 155-2041 (628 amino acids)
Molecular function (GO): protein binding
Source: RefSeq, a predicted model, not a curated record